Kickxella alabastrina is the source of this 5214-nucleotide messenger RNA. Its product is annotated as Rapamycin-insensitive companion of mTOR, N-term-domain-containing protein. Bases 263 to 4750 code for a protein of 1495 amino acids. Gene Ontology annotation, biological process: TORC2 signaling. NCBI's taxonomy places the organism in Eukaryota, Fungi, Kickxellomycota, Kickxellomycetes, Kickxellales, Kickxellaceae. The record is from RefSeq and is a predicted model, not a curated record. The transcript has a single exon. Gene Ontology annotation, cellular component: TORC2 complex.
GCAUGUCCAAAAGCUUGGGUUGGUCCUCUUUUUUUUUGUUUCCUCCAAAAAAUACGCCUUUUUGUUUACUGUUUUUUUGCCAGUCUAAUUUUUCUUCUAAUUUUGUACAUUUCUAUUUCUAUACAUUGACACAAACACAGCGCCCGCACUUAAUACUUUCACUUUUUUCUUCUUUUUUUGCACACUUACGCCCAGCAGCAGCUCAACAACAACAACACUCGCACGCACACUCGCUCUCACACGCAUUUCGCGACUCGUAUAAAUGACAGAUGCAGCGGGCGUCGAGAACUGGGCCGACAUGGAAUUUCUAAACGAGCGCGUGUUUGGAAGCAUUGACGGACGGGCACGGUCAACAUCAGGGUCCCCAAUAUGGCUCACGGCGCCCAACGGCAGCAUCAGCCAGCCAAUGACACCAUCGCCAUACGCAGCCAACAACUGGCAGGGCCGGCUAGCCAGGUGCACAGAGAGCAGCGACCCGGGUGAAGUUGAAGACUGCCUGGCCGAACUCAGCGCGCACAUGGAACCACACAACAGCGACAGCCAGGCACUCGAUGCACUGCGGCUGCACGUGCCACGGCUGCUCUCGCACUUCAAAUGGUUUGUGCGAGCGCGCGCAUACAAGCUGCUUCGGCGUCUGCCCUCCCCCACCUUCCUGGCGUACUGCCGUACGUACAUAGAGUUCUGUGUGAUGCACACGUUGGCGCUGGACGACGGCGUGCAGGAGGAGCGCGAGCAGGGGCUCAAGUUUGUGCGCUGGACGAUGCGCUUCGACGCCGGCGAUUGGAUGCUCAGCCCGCAUGUAAUUAAGGCGCUGAUGGCCGUGGCCGAGCAGGCGGACGACGGUUUGCGCGGCAUAUGCCUGGAGACGCUGUGCGAGUGUCUGGUUCGCGAUCCUGAGCGGCUGUGGUAUGUCGGUGGCCUGCGCACGCUGACGCAGGCAGCGCUGGAUGGGCCCUGGGCUGUGUCGGUGGCCAUUGCCAGUGCACUGGCGCACCUAUUCGACCGCACCGAGACCCGGCGCUUCGUGCAUGCCGGCGUGACUCUAGGUGGGAUCAUUAGCGCGCUGACGGAGCCGGCAGGCAAGGACCCCAUGCUGAUGGAGCGCGCCAAAAUUGCCGCCUUUAUGCUGACGCAGCUGCUCAAGUCGUGGGGCGGUCUGCAGUAUUUUUUGUCCGACGGGCGGCGCGGCAUCGGCGCUUUGGUCGAGGCGCUAGCCAUGGCUGACGCUAACGCCAAGGUUCUUCUGGGCAUGCUCUUGGAGCUCUUUGGCCUGUCCGACGACUUUGACGCCGUGCAGUUUGAGCAGCAGCCGCGCUUUGACGUCGACCUUCUGGCGCCGUUUAGCCUGCCGUCGCACGCGCUUACGCAUGGCGCCGCACGCACACGCCUGCUACCUGUUGAUUACAUGCGUACGCUGCUUUUGACUGUUUUUGUCGACGCCGGGCUUGUCGACGCCCUGGUAUCCGCCGCACUAGCGUCGUCGCAGGCCGAGGUCGCCGAUGCCAGCGCAACGCUGCUCAAGUGGCUCGCGCAGCACCCGCAUAUGCCGCUGCCAGAGUCGCACGUUGCGCGAUUCCAGACGCUCGGCGGGCUUGUUGGCGCCGCGCUCACUGACGACUCGCCGAAGGCGCUGGCCGCGCGCCGGAUUGUCAGCCGCAUCGAGGUUAUCCCCAGCCUGUCGCUGGGCCAGAUGCCCAGCCAGCAGACCGACGUGUGGGCUGCCAGCCUGGCCUCCAGUUUUUUUUACCGCCAUCACUUGCGCCAGCGACGCCUACACCAGCAGCUGAAUGCGCUCGAAUCUGCCCCCGCCGCCCACGCUCACUCCCAUGCCCACGCGCUCGCUGCAUCCGCCACCACUGACGAGGAGACGGCCCCCGCUGCUUUUAUCCCGCAGCAACAUUUGAAUAUAAUGGCGCUGCCUAGACCAUCGCUACAGCCUGGAAGCGCCAGCGUUAUCGGUGGUUCGAAGGGGCUGGCUGCAGGGCUCAAGGGCAAUGCUGCACGAGUGUUGCGCAGCAGCGCGUCCACGGGAAACCUCAGGUCGGCGGCAGCGGCAUCAACGACAUCAGCGACAUUGAUGUCAGGCGCAGCAUCGGCGACGCUGGCAGGACCGGCAACAGCAGUCAACUUAGCCAUUCCGAACACCGCAGUGUCUUUGCUUGGCACAGUCAACGAAGACUCGUCGGCGUCUCGUUUCGGGCACAAGUACACGGCCAGCGAUGCCAGCAGCAUUAUCAACUUUAGGGGCCGCCACUCGCUGGAUAUAUCGCGCAGCCAAUUUCUCCCACCGCAGCAGCACCAGAACGUUGCACCGCCAGCGCUGCGCGGACCCACGCCGGCGACCAACGGCAUUGCGCAGUUCAUUUCCGCCAUCAGCUCACCCUAUGUGCAGGUUGACUCCAUUGGGCAGACGCAGACCCCCGGCAGCAUCUACAGCCAGUACGCGGGCAGCUUCACGACGCUAUCGCAGGGCCUUGAUUCGCCCAUUACACCGAUACUGACGCCUGUCUCUGCGCCGGCGCCGCCCCUGCUCUCGCGGUCGCGCACAAAGUCACGCAGCCGCAGCCGCAACUCCAUAGUCAUUGUCAACAACCAGGGCGCCGAGGAGACGCCGCUCACGAUAUUGAUUCAAGAAUCGCGUGUCACGUCGGAGGAUAACCCGAUGCGCUGGGACUGGGACGCCAUCCGCACGAUCAUCCUCGGUCACAUUUCGCAGUCACGGCGCCUUCCUGAAGAAGUUACAGUCAGUGGCUUUAUUGUCCGCCUGUCGCAUUUUUUCCAUCCGGCAUCGCUGGAGUUCUGCGAUCUCAGCCGCACAACUGCCAAUGAGGAGUACCUGGAGAUUGGCCGCCAGCUCAUCCGCAUCCUCAUCUCCUCUGCUGACGGCCUGCUGCUCAUAGACGAGAGCCGCUUGUUGUUGGGCAUUGUCGAGGAGAUUCGCAAGCAAAACAGCCACUCGCGCAAGAAGGGCCGCGAUGAGUCGUGCUUUUCGUUUGCGCGCUUGCAGAUGACCAUGUCGCCCGGGUACUUCCACUUUUUGAGCGAAAUUGACCGCACCGUGGGGGGAGAAACACUGCUAGAGCGCAACCGCCUAUUCGAUGCAUACUACCAGGUGGUCGAGAUGCCCGACCAGGUGUUGUUAAUCCAGUAUAUCCUCUCCAGCAUGAGCUACGCGGCACCCGGUCAUGCGCGGAAUAUUCUGCGCAAAGUGUCAUCGUCGCCACACGAGCCGCUGCGCAUGCUUGUGCCCAGCUACCUGCUUUACCUGACUUCCGACACGUCCUGCCGUCCGGGCUCGGUGACCGCCUGGGCUAUCGACGUGCUCCUGAGCCUUCUGUUUGAUCCGCUGCCCGCCGUGCGCAGCGCCGCCGCCCAGUGCCUUGUCUUGGCCUUCGACCUGCCAUGCGAAAACCCCCAUCUCGGCCCCGCCGAAUGCGACGCGCGCAUUGCAUACCUCCUUGAUGUGCACCCCAUGUUCGACCUCACGGUCAUUACCGACAUUAGGCCUCUGAUUCUGCGCUUGAUUGGCACUGAGUGCGGCUUUGCAUACCUCCGCGGCCAGGGCAUCGUUGACAGCGAGAUGGAAGCGUGGGGCGCUCUAGAGGGCAUUUUUUACGUCCAAUUUGUUGAACUAGAUAUCUCACGCGCCCUAGCCUUUGGGCCUCUUUUCAGCAGCACACCUGACGGAUCCAUGAUGAUGACGACGAGCCCGCAGACGCCCCCGACGCCGCCGCACCUGUUUGGAGAACUGGCCAAGAACACGGGCGGCCGCGCUUUUCUCGAGGAAGUUGGCAUUCCGCGGCUUCUUUUCGAGACACUGGCAAAUAUUCAAUGGAACUCGGAAUUGUCGGCAGACAUUGUGGGGCUCAAGGCCACGCUGUGGGCUAUCGGUGCCAUGGGUGCCUCGCGCGACGGCUAUCUAAUGCUUGCGCCAUUCGAUGCCCUUGGUAAACUCACUGAGGUUGCACGCCAGGCCAAUUCCAUGUCUAUUAAAGGCACCUGUAUGUAUGCCCUGGCGCUCUUGUCCCGCAGCGUCUUUGCAGCCGAAACAUUCCGCGAAAAGGGGUGGCUUAUGUGCACCUCCUGCCAUGGCACAUACGAGUAUGCGGUGCCGCGGCGCCUAGAAUCUAUAUUCAAUGCCUCCGAUUGGGCCGCCGGCGGCAUGCUCGACGGCACCUAUGUUGUGAGCGAGGGCCUGGUGCGCGAGCACGAUGUCACAGACGAUGUUGACUCGGUGCAAAAGGAGAUUAUCGAGUCUAUCAUUCUGAUGGGCAACCAUGUUCUGGUCAACAAGGCAUCCAAGACCUUAAUGCGCCUGCGCACCUCGCACCCGCACUACUUCCGGCUCCUUUCUUUGUACAACAAGGCUAUGCAUCUGUUAGGCAAGUAUCGGUAUAGGUUGUCGUCGAGGCGUUUUGUUUAUAAUAUCUUUGACGUCAAUUUGGCCGCCUUGCACGACGAGGCGCUGGCCAAGAUAACCACAGAAAGCCAGGCUGGAGAAAGGGAUGGUGUUCCAGGCGGUGUGAGUGGUCGAAGGUUUUCCUCGUCAGUGGCCGCCACAGUGGUCGGCGAGUCGUUGUCGGCAGAUAGCGAGGCGCUUAGGAAGCGCGCAUCUACUUUGCAGGAGUGCUCUUCGGCCUUUUCGACUCCGCAGCCGACAACCAUGUUUUCUAGACGACCGACCAAUGGCUUGUUGGAUGAUAUUCGGCCAGCGAUUAGACGCACACAAGCACAACAGGAGUUGCAAUAAAUAUAUACGGAUAAAAGCUUUUUUAUUUUUGGGUCCGACUAGAACUAAAUUGUUUUUCUAUGGCUUAAUUUUGGUCGAGUUAUUGGGUACUGCAGAAUAAAUAAAACACAAUGUUGAUUUAUUGAUAAUCGAACUGGCAAUAAAACAUACAUAAAGUGAUCUAAAUCAACGAUAUUUGUGUGAUUCGAUGAGUGACAUAAAACACGUUGGCCCUUUUAUUAUUUAUUUUUAAACGGCAACGAAAUCACUAUUAAAAAUCAAAAUAUAAAAUUAAUCAGUGUUCGAGGGCCAUUCGCGGUCCCGUUUUUCAGAGGGACUCUCAGAGAGCCUGAGAGUGCGGCCAGAGACUGGGCUAAGAACAAUAUGUGACAACAUGGUUGAUGACUAUGUAUUUUUUGGUUGGACGCGGAAAAGAAAAGAAAAAUAAAUGAAAAUGCAAGCUGCAAAAAAAUUAUUGUUUUUGG